AGGAGCACCGGGAAGCGUGGUGGCGGGAGCCAACAGGGAGCGCUGCGGCAGGAGAUGAGUUCAGACCGCAUUAUGGUGCCUGAAAGAGCGGCCAAGGGGACGUUGCUUCUGGACCUGAACAAGUUCUGCUUUGAUGAUGACAGCAACGCACCAAACAACCAAUUCAACUUCACCACGCCAUCUGGAGUGGGGAGCAGCGGCAGAUUUUCACAGGAUCCAGCUGGCUCUGGGAAAAUCGUGUUGAUCGGUGACCUAGAUUAUGAAAAUUCAAGUAAUCUAGCAGCCGGCAAUAAGUACACCGUGAUAAUCCAGGUGCAGGAUGUUGCCCUUCCUUACUAUAAAAACAACAUCUACAUUUAUAUCUUCACAAAGCCCGAAAAUGAGUUUCCUCUUGCCUUUGACAGGCCAUCCUACGUAUUUGAGGUGUCAGAAUUAAGGCCAGCUCGAACCCGGGUGGGAGUAGUGCACGCCACCGAUAAAGACUCCCCCCAGAGCAGCAUCGUGUACUCCAUCUCCACGGGAGGAGCCAGCCUCCAGUACCCAAACAUAUUUUGGAUCAAUCCCCAGACGGGAGAACUCCAGCUGGUGACGAGAGCAGACUACGAAACAACCCCCAUCUAUAUUCUCAGAAUCCAGGCCACCAAUGGCGAGGACAGCAGCUCGGUCACUGUAACUGUGAACAUCCUUGAAGAAAAUGAUGAAAAGCCAAUUUGUACCCCAAACUCUUAUUUCUUGGCCAUCCCCAUGGAUCUGAAAAUUGGCACAAACAUUCAAAAUUUCAAGCUGACGUGUACCGACCUUGAUUCCAGCCCCAGGUCGUUUCGUUACUCCAUGGGCCCAGGCAACAUCAACGGUCAUUUCACCUUCUCUCCCAACGCUGGGUCCAAUGUUACAAGUCUGCUCCUUGCGACAGGCUUCGACUAUGCCAGUGGGCUUGACAAGAUCUGGGACUACAAACUACUUGUCUACAUAACUGAUGACAACUUGCUGUCUGGCAGGAAGAAAGCUCAGGCUCACGUUGAAACAGGGACGGUAACGCUGAGUAUUAGCGUCAUUCCUCACCCCACCACAGUUGUCACCACGACCGCCAGGCCCAGGGUCAUCUACCAGGUCCUGAGAAAAAACGUUUAUUCUCCAUCAGCGUGGUAUGUGCCUUUUGUCAUCACUUUGGGCUCCAUAUUGCUUCUGGGCCUCCUGGGAUCCCUGUUCGUCCUGUUGGCCAAAGCCAUCCACAGACACUGUCCCCACAAGACUGGGAAGCCCAAGAAACUUCCGGUGAAGAAAGGAGAGAUGAAGACUACAAAGCCAGAGGUUUUGGUGGAAACAAUUCAGAUGAACUCUGUCUUUGAUGGAGAAGCCAUCGACCCAGGUAAUUAAGUGGCAGUGCCGUCCAUCCAAAAGGUGUUUUCAUAUUCCAGGUGGGUAGAGUCACGGAGGACCCUAUCCAAGGUCCUGCCCUUAACUCAGUUUGUCCCUCCGUUUGAGGGUGUUGCCUGACCCUUCUGCUGCCAUCCCGGGGGAGAUCACCUCUGAGCUGGCAGAUGCCAGCCGGAUUUCCACCUAAAGCCUCCCGCCCUUGCUAGCCUCCCUUCCUAAAUUGCAAACCAACUCAGGAGACUGGUGCAUUCUGCCUGCCCUUUGGAGCUCAACCUCCUCCCCCAGUCCUUUCUGAAUGCUUCUAACACCACCCUGUUGGUAGUGAGAGAGAUGGAGAAAUGGCAGGCUUGGCUCCCUUUUCCCCUAGAUCAGGGCCAAGAAUUUCUUCUUGGUCGGCAAGAUGAACAUAAGGUAAAGCUGGCCUCCAGAGCUCCCCUCACCCCCAUGAAAUCAGCUCCAAAUUUAGCUCCUUUACACACAUCCCUCCACUUACAAAGGCUCAAUUAUAGAUGUGAAUAAAGGGAAGGAAACCAAACUCGGGAGGCAAGUGUG
Messenger RNA from Leptonychotes weddellii (Weddell seal), 1929 nucleotides. Lineage: Eukaryota; Metazoa; Chordata; Mammalia; Carnivora; Phocidae. The record is from RefSeq and is a predicted model, not a curated record.